Molecule: messenger RNA, 3367 nt
Organism: Lethenteron reissneri (Far Eastern brook lamprey)
Lineage: Eukaryota; Metazoa; Chordata; Hyperoartia; Petromyzontiformes; Petromyzontidae
Gene: RAB28
Product: RAB28, member RAS oncogene family
Molecular function (GO): GTPase activity; GTP binding
Source: RefSeq, a predicted model, not a curated record
CGCACACACACAGCGGCGACGACGACGACGACGACCACACAGACACAGAGACACAGAGACUCGAGAGAGAGAGAGAGAGAUUCACGAGUCCCGCGCACUGUCACUGUAAAGCGUCCCCGUCGUGUCCGUGAGGACGCUCGCGGUCGCUAAGGGCCCGACUCUCGCGACCCGAGCCGAGCCAUGUCCGACUCGGAGGAGGAGACGCCGCAGGACAAGCAGCUCAAGAUCGUCAUCUUGGGGGACGGCGCCUCUGGAAAGACGUCUCUGGCGACGCGCUUCGCCCAGGAGGCGUUUGGCAAGCAGUACAAGCAGACGGUGGGGCUCGACUUCUUCCUGAAGCGCAUCACCCUGCCUGGGAACGUGAGCGUCACGCUGCAGGUGUGGGACAUCGGGGGGCAGACUCUGGGGGGCAAGAUGCUCGACAAGUACAUCUACGGAGCGCACGGCGUGCUGCUCGUGUACGACAUCACCAACUACCAGAGCUUCGAGGACCUGGAGGACUGGCUGGGCAUGGUGCGCAAGGUGAACGAGGAGGCUGAGCGGCAGCCUAACGUCGCCCUGGUCGCCAACAAGAUCGACCUGGAGCACAUGCGCACGGUGAAGGCCGACAAACACUCGCGCUUCUGCCAGGAGAACGGCCUCAGUAGCCACUUCGUGUCAGCCAAAACCGGGGACUCGGUGGCCGUGUGUUUCCAGAGAGUAGCGGCCGACACUCUCGGCAUCAAACUCAACAAAGCGGAGAUGGAACAAUCUCAGGGUGUACUGAAAGCCGAAUUGGUCGACUACCGGGAGGCGUCGGGGCUGCGCGAGUACCGCGCGGCGGCGGCGCGCUGCGACAAGAGCUCCGUGUGCAGUGUGCAGUGACGAACAAACUCGCUCGCUCGCUCACCGAGUGGUGAAAGCCGACAUCAUCAAAAGCGCCCCGGACUCCCCCGUGCGGGCCGUGAGCCAGCCCAAGAGCUCCGUGUGCGCCAUCCACUAGACUCCACUCGGGGGGGGGGGUGGGGGGGGGGGGUGGGCAUCGGUAGGAUUGGUGGGAGUAGAGUUGGGUUACGACCAGCUUCAUCUCAUGGCUAAUAAAACCCAUGCAGUGUAAUCGGCGUUGGCCAAACACCCCAAUGCUGAAGAACUGCCGGCAAAUUACUCAAUUGGGAUCACACACAGUAGCAACAUCGCCCUCCUACUUUCGAAAUUUGGCAGGGCCUUCCUGAGCCCGAGUUGUCUCGGUGAGGCUUCCUCGCUGGCCGUGUGGCUGCGGUGACUGAGGUUGCGAGAGCCAAAUCUAGAACUAGAGCCAGUCCGUUGAGCUGGUUUCCUACGGGCGCCAUCGUUCUCAUGGCGCGCGCCGAUCGUAGCGCAGCAAGGCGCCGCUGUGUUCCACGCGAGGCGCAGCCUGCACUGGCUCCACAGCAGGGGGGUGAUGCUGCUGCUGCUGCUGUGUUAUCCCGAUUGAGUAAUUUGUAAAUGUAGUCCAUGUCGCAGGCAAACAAUAGCCCACUCUUACCAACGACGUCACGGGAUCUGUAAAUGUCGUCUGUGAAGCAGACGGCACGUAGUAUUGUAUGGUUAAAGCGCACCACCAGCACCAGCACCACCAGCAGCAGCAGCACCAGCACCACCAGCAGCAGCAGCACCGCAGUAAUAGCUGGGGCAGCCGGAGCCGCGACUAAGACACGGCCACAGCGCCGCUCCUCCCCCCACCAAUCUCCGCGGGUGAAGAGAGAGAGAUUCUGUCGUCGCCGCAGCGUAUUCUCCGGAUGGUAACGCAUCUCACAUUCCCCCUUCGCACUUCAAAGGUUGGAGGUCCACCUUAUACCCCAGUAGGUGGGCCGUGCGUGCGCAUCAGCGUCGGGGAGACAAAGGCGGCUGGGCGUAGUGCAGACCACGCCCCGCACCCUCUUGCGCUGUGCCGGCCUUCGUAGGCGCUCGGUGAAGGCACUUGCCCCAACAGUCUUUGUCACCAGCUCUGUGUAACUUUAUUGGCACCCGGCACAAAUGUGGUGGGGGUCUCAGCCGGCAGCGCAGCGCCCCCCAGCCGGCGCCUUCCAGGUGGUGGCACCGUGAGACCAUUCGGGAUUCUGACCGCCCGUGGUUAUUAAUUUGAUUGUUCCACAUUGAUAGUGUUUUAGUAACGUUGUCGGCAUGCGAUCAGGGUUCUUGAUUCUGUCACCACGCCGAGUUGGGCGUCGGGUUCCUGAGAUUUACCGUGCGAGGCAACUGACCGCCCGGCACCAGCAGUCGACGCAUCUAAAAUAGUCGCCGCACAACCACGGCCUCUCCACUGCUGGACGAAGGCCUCCCCACGCCGCUCUCGCCCACCUCCCCACGCCGCUCUCGCCCACCUCCCCACGCCGCUCUCGCCCACCUCCCCACGCCGCUCUCGCCCACCUCCCCACGCCGCUCUCGCCCACCUCCCCACGCCGCCGAGCGCUCACUCGGCCUGGCUGGGCCAGGCACCCCGAGCCCCCCCCCCCCCCCUCCCGGCGUGUCGCCGCAGUCCAUGGGCUAGGACCAAAAAUUAGAAGCUCCGGGGUCAUAAACCCAGUCCUCUCUUCUCAUUUCUUGGCGGAAAUUCCACAUUCCCAUGGUGAGGACCAGUAUAAUCCACAGGACCGUCACUGCUGGAGCUCUGGCAAUGUAGUACGAGGUUUACAGACCCUGAGCGAGUGUGAUGGGCUGAGUGGGGCGUUGGCAGGGAGGACGCGGCUUGGCAGCGCACGAGGGACCCCGUCGCUCCCGAGGUCGCCUGCAACUGCUUGCGGUGACGUCGACACACGGGCAACUCGGUUUCCAGCAUCCGAGUUGCGGGUGAUUGUACUCUUAACGGGCUGUGCAACUGGUCGCAUAGACGUCAACGUACAGUGCGCACGGUUCGGUUGCGUGCAACCGAAUUGCAUAUCGGACCCCUCUGGUGCGACACCGUGGUGACACCACCACGACACCGUGGUGACACCACCACGACACCGUGGUGACGGUACCACGGUCGUCGCGCCCCGAGUGUCUGUCGGGGUCGCGUAGCGCGCCUCGUGGCACGCAGUGCGCGGCUGCCUGGAGAGAGCAGUCGAUGGGAACUCGCGCGGUUCUACGGGGGAGUUGUGGGUGGGCGUGAGAAUCUCCACGGAACGGCGAAGAAUCGGAUCGCUGACUGGGAAGAGUCGCGUGCACACACGCGUCUGUGUGUGUGUGUACACACGCGUGUCUGUGUCUGUACACACACACACGUGUGUCUGUGUGUGUGUGCACACACGCGUGUCAGUGUGUGUACACACGCGUGUGUCUGUGUACUCGAGUUCGUGUCAACAGGUAACACGCAAGUGUAUAUAUCUUAUAGUUUCGCAUUCAAAUAAAAGACAAUGGACUUGUUUUA